This is a messenger RNA of Sinocyclocheilus grahami, 2128 nucleotides long. RefSeq names its product kelch-like protein 34. Gene Ontology annotation, molecular function: protein binding. Bases 203 to 1966 code for a protein of 587 amino acids. Lineage: Eukaryota; Metazoa; Chordata; Actinopteri; Cypriniformes; Cyprinidae. The transcript has a single exon. The record is from RefSeq and is a predicted model, not a curated record.
AAGUCAUGGACCACAUCCCAACAGACGCGGAUGGUGUACUGACCUUUUUAUUUUCUUCUGUCUUCUUUAAUCUCUACAACUUUUGCAGGAGGAAGUCGACUUAACCUUCUCUUUCUUUACUCUUCCUUUUGUGCUUUGUCUUACAUUAAUUCAGUCCUAAAUUCCCUGGACUCCCUUAUCUCUCUCCCUUCCUCUCCUAGUGAUGAAUUACUACCUGACGCUCAGCAACAGUCAUGGAGAAGGUGUUUUGUCUCGGUACCAGAGCUUGCGUCUGGAGGGUCGAAUGUGUGAUGUUGUUUUAGAGGCAGAAGGUGUGGAGUACCCUGCUCAUCGCAGUUUGUUAGCCUGUUCCAGCGACUACUUCUGGUCCGUGUUUCAGGACUACACUCUGGAAUCCGGUGCCCGUACUAUCAGCUUGCCAGCCUUGUCAUCUCUGGGCCUGGAGCAAAUACUGGACUUUAUCUACACCUCAUGGAUCGCACUGUCACCCUCCACUUUGGAGGUCACACUACAGGCUGCCUGCUAUCUACAGAUCACCCAUGCUGUGGAUCUUUGCACUCGGUACAUCUCUGAAAGCAUUGCUCCUGACAACUGCUGCUUUUUUGCGAACAUAGCAGCUCGCUACGGCCUUUCUGAAGCAUUCGAUGACAGCAACUCUUUUAUUGGCAGUAACAUGUGCAGAAUACUUACAUCUGAGGAAUACAAGGCUGAGCUAAUGGAGGUAAACAUUGAUUCUCUGCAAGAGGUGCUCGUAGCUGAGGAGAUGCCGGGAGUGAAGGAGAUAGACCUUCUGCAGCUGGUUUUGGAUUGGCUAGAGUGCAACCCACAAUCUGCCUUGCAAAGUAAUGCAUUGCUCAGUCGGAUCCGAUUUGGUUUGAUUCCACCUAAAGAGCUGUCUCAACUCAGUGCACUUAAACCUGCUCUAUGUACACCCUUCGUCCGCAGUGUAGUGCAGAAAGCACUUAACUACCACCUUCAGGGUCCCCUACAGCCUCUACUACAAAGUGUCCACACCAGCCUAAGAGUCACAAAGAGCAAGAUUCUUCUGGUGGGAGGAGGACCAGAGGCAAACAGGCCCCAGAAUCAGAUCCUAACCUACGAACCUCGCAGUAAGAAAUUCCAGCCGCUCUCGACAUCCCUGCCAAAUAAGCUACAGCACCAAGGAGUAUGUGUUGUUGGGAACUUCCUUUUCAUACUAGGUGGUGAGGUGGUGCAUGUGGAUGAGGAGAACGAGAAGAGUGCUGUGAUGACUGUGACUGACCAGGUGUGGCGCUAUGACCCACGGUUUGAGCAGUGGGAGGAGAUGGAGCCACUCUUGCAGAAGAGGGCACAGCUUGCCUGCUGUGUCGUGGAAAGUGUUAUAUUUGCUAUCGGUGGAUGGGGCCAGAGGGGUGAGCCUGUUUUGUCAUCUGUGGAAAGGUACAAUAUGAGGGAAGGGUGCUGGCGCAGUGGCGUAUCCCUACCGUAUUCAGUUUAUGGGCAUGCCUGCGCCACUGUUGGAACAGGAAUCUACAUCUCAGGCGGCAUCCACGUCAACAACCCAGAGAGUAGCAAAGAAGUGCUGUUUCUGAAUGCCGUUAAAGGGUAUGCCUGGCAGAGACGUUCUAACAUGUCCAUUGCCAGAUUUGGCCACCAGAUGGCAACAGUGAUGGGAAGAAUUUACACCUUUUUGGGAAUGUAUGAGCCCUUCUGUGACAUUGAACGCUACAGUCCUGAGCAAGACCUGUGGACCCGUCUAAAACCCCUACUGAAUGAUCGAUUCUGCUAUGGUUUGACCACAACAGGGAGCAGACGUGUGCUUAUGUUCGGUGGGAGAAAAUGGCAGGAAGGACAGGAGGUGUGUACAACAAAUGUGCUGGAGUACGACACGGAAUAUGAUGCCUGGAGAGAAGUGUGUAAACUACCAGAACCCUUGUGUGGGAUUCGGUGUGCCAUAAUGACUCUUCAAGAACCUCCGGAGACCUAAAAGUCAAUUACAAACACCAUCCCACAUACACACAGACAAACAGAUGGCUGUCAUGGGGCAGAGAGAGUUGAAGGACAGGGGUUAUCUUUGUGUCAUGGAUCCAUGAAUUAUAACGUGGCAGGGAAAACAGGAUUUCUAUUUACCCAGAUAUAGAAGACCUUG